Wyeomyia smithii (pitcher-plant mosquito) is the source of this 3034-nucleotide messenger RNA. RefSeq lists its product as uncharacterized. The coding region runs from base 154 to 1449 and encodes 431 amino acids. The transcript has 6 exons. Lineage: Eukaryota; Metazoa; Arthropoda; Insecta; Diptera; Culicidae. Gene Ontology annotation, molecular function: L-2-aminoadipate:2-oxoglutarate transaminase activity; pyridoxal phosphate binding. Gene Ontology annotation, biological process: biosynthetic process. The record is from RefSeq and is a predicted model, not a curated record.
AGCAAUUGAGGUAGUGACGUUUAAAAGUAAACAAGACUCAAUUGUUAUCUGAGGUAGUCGAACUGGAACCCCGUAGUGUUAAGGUGAAAAAUAAUCAUAGUUUUCAUAACUGCCAAAUUAGUUGAUUUGUUAGAAACCAACUAAUCUGAAAUCAUGAAUAAACGCCGCGAAGUGCCUAUGCGCCACCUUUUCGACGGAAGCGAUCUGAAUGUUUACGAUCAACAGAUUGCAAAUUUGUCUGCUGGUGCUCCAGGUCCAGAUUUACUAAGCGAAUGUUGUGAGAUAUUUCGAAUUGCAACUGAACACAGAAUGAAAUUCGAGCUGGAAAAUAAUUCGUAUCUUUUUCAAUAUGGACCAACCAUCGGAACCACUGAAUUCCGUGAUACCCUGGCCAAAUUUCUUUCCAAAGGAUAUAACUCGGAUGUCAACAAAUCGGAUCUCGUCCUAACUUCAGGUGCGACACAUGGUUUGCAUCUAGUGCUCUCAACUUUGCUCGACUUAUCUGGUGUUAUAUUUGUGGAUGAAGUCACAUAUAUGAUUGCUUUGGAGACGUUUCGCCAAUUCAAUUCGAUGAGGAUAGUUUCAGUGCCGUUAAAACUUGAAGGUCCCAAUUUAGAGAUCUUAUCAUCACUCAUAGAUCAGUACAAGUUUAAGCCCAGUAAUGGAAAAAUUUUCUGGGGUGUCUAUUACACAAUGCCGACGUUCCACAACCCCACGGGGAUUUUGUUCACAGAAGAAAUUAACAAUCAGUUGAUAAGAUUAGCAAGGUCUGCCGAUAUAUUGAUAGCUUGUGACGACGUGUACAAUCUGUUACACUAUGAUUCUCAUGAAGCCGACAAUGAUAUGAUUUGUACAAGGCAGCCUCCUAAGCGUUUAUUUGCGUAUGAUAUUGAAAAUAUUAAAGACGACAAUUGGAAGGGUCAUGUGAUUUCCAACGGAUCGUUUUCGAAAAUUCUUUCCCCUGGUGUACGUCUCGGUUGGAUGGAAUGUCCUCCUCGAUGCGUUGAAGUGUUUCGCGAUAGUGGUGUUCUUAAAAGUGGUGGUGCGGCCAAUAAUUACACUGGAGGAAUCGUGACUAGUUUGAUCCAGUUAGGUUUGGCCGAGCAGCAGCUUUACAAGUAUGCACAAAAGUACGGAGAACGACUAAGAGCUGCCACUCAGACUCUCCGGGUGAACCUUCCUGCCACCUGUACUUUCCAUGCUCCUACUGGGGGAUAUUUUAUUUGGAUCCGUUUUCCAGAGAAUGUCGACUGCAAUGAUUUUAAUCAGUAUUGCAAGAAAAACUUCGGAGUGAUGGCAAUCGCGGGGAGUAGAUUUUCGGUGAGUGAUUCGCAUAAGAAUUUCAUACGACUAACAUUUGCAUUCCAUCAAGUCGAAUAUCUGAAGCAAAGUGUGGAGAAACUAUGUACCGCAAUCGAAAAUUAUCUUUUCAGCAUAAAGCCUCUUUAAAAAUUGUUGGUAAGAUGGUGUACUUAAUUGUAAAAAUACACUAAAGUCGCUUUUUACGCGGGGGAUACGUGCCGCAUACAAAAAAAAAAACGCGUAAAUUCCCGAAUUCGCGUAGAAAAACCGCGUAAAUUUCGGAAUCCGCGUAAAAAAACCAGCGUUAAUUCUGCAUUCCAAAUGAAGGGAAACCGAAAUCCGCGCAAAAAAAAAUACCGCGUAAAUUCCAGAAUCUGCGUAAAAAAACGCGUUAAAAGCGACCUUAAUGUAUAUGUUAUUUUUGUCCAGUACACACCUUUUGGUUGGUAGCGGAAUAGUACAAUAAAAUAACAUGUUCAUUUACCAUAAAUUGUCGCAUUUUUUCCCGCCGCACCCUGUAAACUCUAAAUUCGGGACACAUGGCAUAUGUCAUUUCAAUAGAUUUUCAGAUAAACUGGUAUCGUAACCAAAGAAGAAAUGGAAGAAUCAGUGAGCGAAAUAUAGUCUAAAUAUAGGAGUCUAAAGAAAAUAAAAAUGAUAUUUCGGUCAAGAUUGAGAAGAGAAAACCGAACAAACACUCCGUUGAAGAUUCGAGAUCCGAGAAGAAGCAGCAUAGGUAGUGAAUUGCGAGGUACAACGUCUGGUGGACAACUCAAGUCCAUACUAUUUUCUAUCACCGAUAUGCGUAUAAUCAUUGAAAUUUUUUGUGUAGAAGUUAUUUGUGAUUUUAAACCUUACCCAUUCUUUUUCACUGUAAUGUGUUUACCCCUAGAGCUCAAACUGGGAAAAAUGAACGAUUAUAGCUAUUUAACCAUUGGUACUCUGAAUUUUUGUGCCCCUAGAAAAAAUAACUUUUUCAGAGACUUGAAUGAGUUUUCCCGUAAGCCAACGUAGAGGCGACGAACCCGGCGAGCAAAUACUCUGCGGCCUUUUGACGUACUUCCACCUACACUAGGGGCAUUAAAAUUCACAGGAAUUGUUAAAAAGCUAUAUUUAUUUUAGAGUAACUUAUGUUUCGUUUGUUUAAUUUUGACGUUGCUGAGCAUUUGCUGUUCUAUGCUGAUGCAUAAUGCAGUGAACAGAAAGUGAGCACUAUGGACCAACUCAAGAGGCUCAUUUCUAAGAUCAGGUGCGUGCCACGUGCGUUUCUUUUAAAUAUGUAUUCGAACUUAGUGAACACUCUGUAAAUGUGAGAGGACAGUGUUGCUGAAAUUUUUUCAGAAAAAUAUUCAGUGAUUAGUUGCUGGAAUGAAGACGUCAAAAAAAUCUUCAUCAUUUUUCUGCAGUUUAUCUGCCUAAUGACACAUUGAUGAUUGCAAUACACUAUGUGAUAGAAUAGUUUCAAGAUGGCCAAAACAUAGGACUUCUUGUAAGUAAAUGGUUUUUUUUCUAAAUUUUUACAUUUUUGAGGUGCGUAGGAAGCACCAUUCUUUUGACGAAUCAUCGAAACACAUAAAAUCCAUCUAAAAUGAUCUGUAGAAUUAGGUUUAUGAAUUUUGAUACCAAUAUUAGUAGGAAUUUAUGUAAUAGUUUCUAGAAAUUCCACCUAAAUCUUACCGUGAACAAAUUGCCUAAAUAGGAACUAAUGCAGUAUUUCGAUGAGUUUUAAAAA